ACAUCAACUCUCCCUCUUGCAACAGGGUGGCCAUGGGAAAGGCCAGCAAGCAGACCAAGAAGUUCCAGCGAAACAGGCUUGAUGAGACCUUGAAGAAGCGCAAGGAGUUCAAGAAGAAGGCGCAGACUUUCAAGAAGCGAAAGCCGACAAGCAAGGAUGCGAUUGAUGAAGCCGCCGAUCAGGCCCUCAAGGGCGAGAAGAAGGAGCGUAAUGCGGACCUGUUUGAUUCAAUGAAUGUGGAUGACUUUAUGGCUGGUGGUUUUGAGGCUGGCAAGCCAAAACCUAGCGGCAAGGCGGCAGAAAAGAGCAAACCUGCAAAGAAAGAUGCAAGCGACAGUGAAGAGGAAAGCGAAGCGGAGAGCGAAGCAGCAGACGACGGUGCAGCGCAUCAAGAUGAACUGAAAGAGCUUUCGAAAAGCGAUCCAUCCUUUUACAAGUUCUUGCAAGAAAAUGAUGCGGAUCUACUCAACUUUGACAAUGCAGAGGAGGCUGAUCUUGACUUUUCUGACGAGGAAGAGUCUUCCACCGGAGCAGAAGUGAUAACAAUCAAGACUGUCGCGAAAUGGGAGCAGCAGAUGGCCGAUAAGUCACUGCGCUCUUUGCGAAAGGUUGUGCUUGGAUUCAGGGCGGCAGCGCAUCUCAAUGAAGAAGAUGGCAAGGUCUACAAAUUCGCCAUUGAGGAUCCCGAAGUCUUUCAACGUCUUACAAAGCUCGCCGUGGUCGAAAUUCCAGUGUUCCUGGAUGCCUAUGUGCCUGUCAAGAAGUCUGCAGGCAAGGUCAAAGUGCCAACGGAAAACAAAAAGUUCAUCAAGCUCAUCCCGCUGCUCAAGUCACAUUUCGCCACCCUGCUACACUUCCUCCAGGGUCUUACUGAGCCAGACCUACAGAAGCAGGUGCUCGACGCGAGUAUAGGACUCGUCGGUUAUAUGCUGUCCUUCCGCAAAUUUCUCAAAGACUUCGUCAAGGCUGUAUUGGACAUCUGGUCAACCAGCACGUCCGAUGCGACCCGGGUGUCGGCGUUUUUGCUGGUGCGUGAGUUUAUGCUGCUUGGUGAUGCCGGUCUUCGAGAGAGCGGGUUGAAGCUUGUUUAUGGUGCGCUCGUGAAGGAGUCGCGCAAUGUCAACGUCUACUCCCUGCCGCUCAUCAACCUCAUGAAGAACUCUGCAAGCGACCUCUUCGGACUUGACCCAACACUGUCCUAUCAGCUCAUCUUUGGCUUCUUGCGGCAGCUUGCCAUUGUCUUGCGGAAGGCCGUGAAUGAGAAGCAGAAAGAAUCCUACAAGACUGUCUACAACUGGCAAUUCGUCAACAGCCUCGAUUUCUGGUCCCUCACAUUGGCGCAGCAUGCCACAAACGACAAAGCAACACUGCAUCCGCUCAUCUACCCUCUCGUCCAAGUAACGCUUGGAGCCAUCAAAUUAGCACCCUCAUCACAGUUCUUUCCCCUGCGAUUCCACCUGAUUCGCUCAUUGCUACGGCUCUCACAAUUGACAGGCACUUAUAUUCCCCUGGCGCCCAUCAUUUUUGAGCCACUCGAGUCUGCAGACAUGAAGCGCAAGCCAAUCCCAUCAACACUGCGUCCAAUGAAUUUCGAGACACUUGUACGGACAAAGCAAGAGUACCUCAAAACAAAAGUCUAUCAAGAUCAGGUAGGCGAGCAGGUUGUCGAGCUGCUGCAGGAAUAUUAUUCCAUCAACAGUGCAUCGAUUGCAUUCCCUGAAUUGGCGAUACCGGCGGUGGUUCAAAUCAAGCGAUAUCUUAAAAAGACUAAGAAUGCAAAGCUCGCGAGAGCACUACAGUCUAUCGUUGAACGGCUGCAAGCGAACGGUAAAUUCAUUGAGCAAAAGAGGGAAGGUGUUGUGUUCAACCCUAGGGACACCACUGCACUGCUGAAGUUCUCGGAUGCAAUCGAAGUGGACAAGACGCCCUUGGGUGCCUAUGUCAAGAUUCAACGAACGAUGCGGCAGGACGCAAAGAAGUUAAUUCAAGAAAGUGAAGAGCGUGAUGCGCGGAGAAAUGGCAAACAGGAGAGUCAUGAGAUAGAGGAGGAGCUCGAGCUGCUGGACGAUCUUGAAGAUGAGGAAGAGGAAGAGGACGAUGAGUAGUGUGAUGGUCCACUAUAAAGCAGACUAGUAGCAAUGCAUACGUACCAUCCAUGAAUUAUGUGCGAGCAAGGUGAAGCCCAUCUGAA
Messenger RNA from Protomyces lactucae-debilis, 2191 nucleotides. Its product is annotated as Noc2p family-domain-containing protein. Gene Ontology annotation, biological process: ribosomal large subunit biogenesis. The record is from RefSeq and is a predicted model, not a curated record. Gene Ontology annotation, cellular component: nucleolus; Noc1p-Noc2p complex; Noc2p-Noc3p complex. The transcript has a single exon. The coding region runs from base 33 to 2105 and encodes 690 amino acids. NCBI's taxonomy places the organism in Eukaryota, Fungi, Ascomycota, Taphrinomycetes, Taphrinales, Protomycetaceae.